UUUGUCGUCUCAUGCGAACAAAGCUAUCCAUUUUAACUGCCAGAAGCUCUAUUGUUGAACCAACAUUAUUGUUCAAAACCAGCUUCAAAACAUAAUUUGAGUGUGCAGAAGAACUUAACAUUGAAUUUAGAAGAUGAUCAUUGGUUAUUCAUAAGAAUGGUCUCGUCAUAAAACAAGAGUAUGGCAUAUGAAUAAAUGCAUUGAAGAAAUGAGCAGUAAUUAAUAGAAGUUUCUACAUAAGCUGUUAUAAAUUUUAAGGAAGAAAGUAAGAAUAGAUUCAAUUUCUGCUUUCUGGCAUUCUGAAUCAUUUUGAAGAAUUGCAAUUUAAACAUCCCCAAACAGUCAAGCCGAAACUAAUAAAAACAUUUCUUCGAUCAACUUGAUUGAUGUCACCAAGUGAACAAGCAAUGUCAAAGUCAUCGUCUUUGCCCUGGAAGACAUAACAACAAGUUGCACCAACUUGGAACCCAAAAAGUUUUCCAAACACUUGACCACCAGGAGAUUUUUCGACUCCUCACCGAUGAAAUUGAAACUUCCCUCCACCUGACUCUCAGUUACCUGUGGUACCUCGACCCAGGUACCCACAUUCACUCUGUUCCCGCUGGCGACCCCAGAAGUGGAUUCCAAAGUGUCUCUGGUCAGCGAGUUGUCAGCCCUGGGUCUGUCGUAUGAGCCGAGUGGAGGCGGAGGGCUGAGGUCGUCCAAGGUGGACACGCUCGUAGCCUGGAGAGGGCGAGGGGGCCGAUCCCUGCCCUUGCUCAGGAACGACGACAUGAAGAUGGUACAGUGUGCCGGUUGUGAGAGACCUAUCCUGGACAGAUUCCUGCUCAAUGUACUGGACAGGUCGUGGCACGCCAAGUGCGUGCAAUGUUGCGACUGCAAGUGCAAUCUAACUGAGAAAUGCUUCUCCAGGGAGGGCAAACUCUACUGCCGGACGGACUUUUUCAAGCGCUUCGGUACGAAGUGUUCGGGUUGCGCUCAAGGAAUUUCACCAACAGACCUUGUCCGCAGGGCGCGGAAUAAAGUGUUUCAUCUCAAGUGUUUUACAUGUCUGGUGUGUCGAAAGCAGUUGUCCACCGGCGAAGAACUCUACGUUCUCGACGAGAACAGGUUCAUCUGCAAGGAGGACUAUCUCAGCAGUAGGCAUAGCCAAGGUGUUCUGGCAGCUAGUUCCCCUUCAGACGGCAACGACCUCGAUGACCUCGGCGACGGCCUGGGUCCGGAUCCGGACGGUAGUGAGCGGGACUCGAGCGUGGAACGCGAUGGUGGACAUAACGGUGGACUGAACGGUGGUACAUCUACAGUGAGCAGUCCGACGGCCCCACCUACGACCGGACCCAUGCACCUGCAUCCCGCUGCCCCGCCCAACCCCGCCCCAUCUGGUGGUAACAGUGGCGGAGAAACCACGAACUCGUCCGGGUCCGCGGCUCAGACCAACGACGAAAACACUCCGGGUACGAAACGGCGUGGCCCCCGUACCACCAUCAAGGCCAAGCAGCUGGAGACCUUGAAGGCGGCCUUUGCGGCCACGCCCAAGCCAACCCGUCACAUCAGAGAACAGCUAGCACAGGAAACUGGACUCAAUAUGAGGGUGAUACAGGUAAAAGUGUCCUUAAGAUUCUUUACUAUACCUAAGGCAGUCCCAAGUAAUGACAAGACCUUUGCAUACUAUUCAGAUAAAGACACUUGUUCAAGAAAAUUCUCAUGUAUGCAAAAUGAAUGUUGUUCUUGGAUUACACUUCGAGAUCCUCCGCUCCUGCUUUGUAUGGGUACAAAAGGUAGUCAGUAUGAAGAAGCAAAUAAAUUACUGUCUCAGAAACCUAGAAGUUGCUAA
Uloborus diversus is the source of this 1834-nucleotide messenger RNA. RefSeq names its product LIM/homeobox protein Lhx5-like. Gene Ontology annotation, biological process: neuron differentiation; regulation of transcription by RNA polymerase II. The coding region runs from base 773 to 1834 and encodes 353 amino acids. The transcript has 3 exons. Lineage: Eukaryota; Metazoa; Arthropoda; Arachnida; Araneae; Uloboridae. Gene Ontology annotation, molecular function: DNA-binding transcription factor activity, RNA polymerase II-specific; RNA polymerase II transcription regulatory region sequence-specific DNA binding. Gene Ontology annotation, cellular component: nucleus. The record is from RefSeq and is a predicted model, not a curated record.